Messenger RNA from Pogoniulus pusillus (Red-fronted tinkerbird), 708 nucleotides. RefSeq names its product basic proline-rich protein-like. NCBI's taxonomy places the organism in Eukaryota, Metazoa, Chordata, Aves, Piciformes, Lybiidae. The transcript has 2 exons. Bases 1 to 708 code for a protein of 235 amino acids. The record is from RefSeq and is a predicted model, not a curated record.
AUGUGCCGCUUACCGUCCCCGCCGCAGGGCUGGUCUCCGCCGGGUCGCUCCCCGCUGCCACAACGCCAUCAGGCCGACCCCAUCCCCGCCAAGGCGCCCGCCCUGCCAACAGGGGCACCCGUGAAUGACGGCAGCAACGCUUCCCACCCGACCCCCAGCCCGCCCGGCUCCCGCCCAAGGCCCGAGGCCUCCGAGCGCUGUACCGAUGGGGCUCCGGCCCCUUCCUCCUCCCCGCAGAGCGCCGGUUCCGCCCCGCAGGCUGCGCCGCGCCGGGCCUCGCCUCCCGCCCCUUCGCUCCACCGCGCUCAGGCCAUCGCCUCGCCGAGGCGAUACCGCCGCCGACACGCCAAGGGCUCCUCACCCCACGGCUCCCUGGGCUCGGCCGGCCUUGGUCCCCCAGAACCCUCCUUUGUUGCUCCCGGAGGCCGGCGGCAGCGCAUGGGCGCAACGGAAGCACCCGAGCCCAGUUCCGGCCGCUCCGCCCGCGGCCCGCCCCCCGCGCAGCUCCCCGGCCGCAGGCGGCGCAGCGGGGCGCGACGCCGUCCGUUCCCUGCCCAUCCUCGAUGCGGCCAGUGUCGGUGCCGUCGGCAGGCCCGAGCCUCUCCCGCCCCAGACGCGCCACGCCGCUGCAGCCGCGACCCGGUGGCGCCCCAGGGGAGCGGCAGCAGAAGCAGUUCCACAGCACCGGGAAACCGGGAGGAGCCCUGA